AUGCUUGAUAAGGCAGAUCAAUAUUCUCGCAGGAAUUGCGUAGAAAUACAAGACGUCCCAGUACAAAAUAAUGACACCAUCCAGACUGUCAAGGAUGUAGGCAAGACCUUAGGUGUAGAUAUUGAAGAAAAGAUUAUAGAUGCUUGCCAUACCCUGGGUAAAAAGGUUAAUACAAAGGACACUACAGGCAUAAUUGUAAAAUUUGUCAGGAGAGUAGAUGCAGAGGCCCUGCUGACAAAGAGACGUGAGAAAAGAGACUUCUCCACCAGACACCUGAACUUGGCAUCGGAUAACCCUAUUUACGUGAACGAAUCGUUGUCCCCGACGAGGAGGAGGUUGCUGGGCAUGGCGAGGCAAGCGAGGAGGGAACGAGGUUACAAGUGGCUUUGGGUGCGAGGAGGUAAGAUCUUUCUCAGAAAGGAAGAUAAUGGACCUGUAACUAUUGUUCAAUGCCAGGCUGACCUUGACAAAAUGUAA
Homalodisca vitripennis (glassy-winged sharpshooter) is the source of this 477-nucleotide messenger RNA. RefSeq lists its product as uncharacterized. Bases 1 to 477 code for a protein of 158 amino acids. The transcript has a single exon. The record is from RefSeq and is a predicted model, not a curated record. NCBI's taxonomy places the organism in Eukaryota, Metazoa, Arthropoda, Insecta, Hemiptera, Cicadellidae.